CUUCAACAUGACACCUCUAUUCAGCGACGCAUUUGCAGACGUUAUUAUCUGCAAAGAGAGCGAGAGAAGCGCUCUCUCAACGUUCCGGAACGAUCUAGAAGACUCCAGCGACCGCCUCUCAUCCUGGCGCGGCGCAGACUGCUGCCAUUGGGAAGGCGUCAUCUGCGACAACCUCACCGGCCAAGUCCGCGAGCUCCGCCUCCGCAACCCUCACAACGCUGCCUGCUCUAGCCGGAGCUACGGCGCGGCUGAAUUCCAAGCUUACGACAUUCACAAAUUGGGCGGGAGAUUGAAUCCAUCUCUCCUCCAAUUGGAGUUUUUGAAUCACUUGGAUCUCAGCUGCAACGAUUUCCACGGCGCGCCCGGACUUCAUCUCCUCCAUGAGAAACCUACAGGUGCUGUCCCUAGCCGAAUCGCGAACCUCUCGCGCCUUCGCCAUCUGAAUCUCGGAGAUCCGUUCCCAAUUUUCGCCGAGAGCAAGCUUAGGGUUAGCAGUAUGCAGUGGCUUCGGCAUCUUUCUUCACUGGAGCAUCUCGAUUUGACCGGCGCCGAUGCUAGCAGCGCGAGCGAUUGGCUCGGAUCACUCGGAAAUCUCCAUUCUCUGCUCGAUCUCCGCCUCUCGAGGUGCGGAUUGCCGCCUGUUAUCUCCGGCAAUGCCGCGAAUCUCUCACGUCUUGCUCAGCUUCAUCUCUCUUGGAACAAUUUCGAUUCCCCGCUCCCUCGCUGGAUUUACAGCCUCACCGAUUUGGUGAGCCUGAAUUUGAGCCAUUGUGGAUUCUACGAUCACCUUCCCACCGGAUUGCAAAACAUGACGAAGCUCGAAUACCUAAAUCUGUCGUCGAAUCACUUUACUUCCAAUUUCCCGCCAUGCAUAACCAGAUUGAGCAAUCUCAAGGUUUUAGCAGCUGCAGGCAACAUCAUUGAAGGGGAACUCCCUGCUACAAUGGAUAAUUUGACAUCUUUGGUGACUCUAGAGUUGUCUCUGAACAGAAUUGGGGGAAUGCUACCGAAAUCUCUAAGCAAUCUCUGCAAUCUCCAAGAGUUGUAUCUGUACAUAAACACCUUCUCUGGAGGUUUACCGGAUUUUUCCGGCUGCAUUUCACACAAUUUGCGAGUUUUGUAUUUGGGAUGGAACAAUCUCUCCGGUCCAUUGCCGAGUAAUCUCAAACAAGCAGCUAAAUUGAGAGAGCUUGACCUCACAUACAACAAGCUCACCGGGCCUCUCCCUUCGAGUCUCGGAGAAUUACAGGAGUUAGAAUCUCUCGUUAUAUCGGAUAAUUCUUUCAUAUUCCGCGCGAAUGGCAACAGGUUCACCUUCAAGCCGAGCAGAGACUGGAUCCCGCCUUUCCAACUCCAUGGCUUGACGCUGAGAUCAUGGCGGCUGGGGCCUGAGUUUCCGCCAUGGAUCAAACAUUUGAAGCAUUUGCAGUAUCUGAGCUUGGCGAAUACAGGGAUCGAGGAUGCCAUUCCGUCUUGGUUCUGGAGAUUAACCCCGCAAAAUAUAGCUGUUGAUAUGAAGCACAAUCUCAUCACCGGUCCCUUGCCUCGUGUCUCGUCGAAUGUGACCAUUCUCAACUUGUCAUUCAACAGCAUUUCGGGUUCGAUGCAUCAAUUCCUCUGUGAAAAUUCAGAGAGGAAUAUGAGGCUGGAGAUUCUUGACCUCGCCAACAAUUACUUAUCCGGAGAGAUUCCAGACUGCUGGGGAAACUGGUCGUCUCUGAGCGUGCUGAGGCUGCAGCUGGAUUCAUCGGCUCUCAGAGUUGGUGGUGUUCAACCUUCGUCUCAACAGGUUCUGGGGCGAGAUCCCGGUGGAGCUCUGCCUUCUCAGCCGCAUCUAGGCGCUGGACCUAGCGGGCAACAAUCUGUCCGGGCGGAUACCCUCGUGCUUCGACGGUUUCAAUGUGAUGGUGUGGAGGCAGAAGCCGGGCGAACGCAUGUACUAUUCUGCAGACGACACGUUGGUGUCGUUCCCGACAGCCAGUAUCUCGUUGUGAAGGGGAGGCUCGGGUUGUACAGCAACAUUCUGCAUUGGGUGAUGACGUUGGAUAUCUCAGACAACAACUUAACAGGUCCGAUUCCUGCUGCAAUAACGUCGCUUUCCAAGCUGCAAGGGCUGAACCUAUCAAGAAACAGCUUGACAGGAAGGAUCCCAGAGCAUAUCGGCGGCAUGAGCUUGCUCGAAUCGCUUGACAUAUCCAAGAACAAGCUGUCGGGAGAGAUCCCUCAGACGAUUGCAGAGUUGUCGUUUCUGGGUAAUCUGAACUUGUCGUGUAAUAAGUUAACCGGGAGGAUCCCAUCGAGCACUCAGCUCCAAGGCUUUGAUGCGUCGAGCUUCGCUGGCAACGAGCUCUGUGGAGCUCCGCUGUUGGAGAGCUGUGGCGGGAAUGAGGGGAUUACAGUUGGUGGCGAGGAUGAAGAGGAGAGGGCGAAGUUGAUAUUUGAAACGGAGGAGUUCGGAUUGGUUUUGAGCAUAGUACUAGGAUUUGCAGUUGGUUUUUGGACAGUUAUAGUGUCUUUGGUGGUGAAUGUGUCAUGGAGAAAUGCCUAUUUCGGGGUGCUAACGAGGAUGGGGAAUUACGUUUAUUAUGUGUGGGUUAAAUUCUUGCUCCGGUGAUUCCACAUCGUUGGUUGGUGCUGCUGUUUCAGCUCAUGAGUUUGUAGGCAGAAAGGUGAAAUCAGUGGAAGCAUACAAAGUAGGAAUCAUAGGACUCCAUAUUUAAACUUAUGGAAAAACAGAAGAUCUCAAUAUCUAUAAAAUCCUAGCAUAUUGUUUUUUUACAGUUCAAAAUU
This is a messenger RNA of Salvia splendens (bonfire salvia), 2790 nucleotides long. Its product is annotated as receptor-like protein EIX2. Gene Ontology annotation, molecular function: protein binding. NCBI's taxonomy places the organism in Eukaryota, Viridiplantae, Streptophyta, Magnoliopsida, Lamiales, Lamiaceae. The coding region runs from base 8 to 2614 and encodes 868 amino acids. The record is from RefSeq and is a predicted model, not a curated record. The transcript is spliced from 5 exons.